This is a messenger RNA of Parastagonospora nodorum SN15, 1104 nucleotides long. RefSeq lists its product as hypothetical. Gene Ontology annotation, cellular component: eukaryotic translation initiation factor 4F complex. Lineage: Eukaryota; Fungi; Ascomycota; Dothideomycetes; Pleosporales; Phaeosphaeriaceae. Gene Ontology annotation, molecular function: translation initiation factor activity; RNA 7-methylguanosine cap binding. The record is from RefSeq and is a predicted model, not a curated record. Gene Ontology annotation, biological process: translational initiation. The coding region runs from base 1 to 1104 and encodes 367 amino acids. The transcript has 3 exons.
AUGUCUGAAGUCGCCCGUCUUUACGGACUGCUCGAAGCCUCUGCUGCACGCAAUGCUUACCACAACAAGGCUCUCGCAGAGGAUUUCUCAUCUUACGGUCCCUCCCGCAAACAAACAAAGGCCGUCGAUACCGCAAAUCCUUGCGCGUCCGUCUCCAGGAACCUCCUAGAAGCCCUCCAAGAAGCUACCAAACACGGCUUUCCCAAGCGUCGUGCUCCCCCAAGUGCUGAAGUCAGUGCCGGCGUGAAGAGAAUCAUCGACCUUCUCAAGGUUCCCUCUGUCCUUGCUCCUCGUAUUCAGUCCAAGGAGACCACCGGAGACCUCACCAACGACGUUGCUGUCAAGAACUGCAAGCGCAUCCUCGCCGCCCGCUCCAACGCCGCGGAGCUCAAGAUUAUCGCUAAAUCCCUCGGUGCUACCAUUCCCUCUCCAGCCAUGGCCGGUCGCUUCCCGCAGAAGAGCAGUCGGCAACCGCCUCGCCGGGCGCGUGGCACCGCCAUGCUCAACUCCAUCUUCAAGUCUGUGCGCGUCCCCGAGUUCCGCCACAAGUGGAUGUUCUGGGCCGAGAAGGGCCAGCAAGCUACUCCGAAAGACAAGUCAGCGUCAUCUGAAGAGUACGCUUCGCGGCCCAAGCCGCUCGGUGACCAGAUCAUCAGCGUCAAGGAGUUCUACCAGCACUUCAACAACAUCCCGGUUGAGAGUCUCAAACUGCGAGACUCAAUACACCUCUUCCAUCUGGGUGUAAAGCCUGUCUGGGAGGACCCGCGCAACACGCGUGGCGGGGCUUGGUACUUCAAGAUCCCCAAGGACGUCGCAGCGCAGUUCUGGCACGAGAUGUGUCUGCUUGCUGUCGGUGAUGGACUGCAGGGUGCCGUUGAGACCAAGCGAGCUUCAUUCAACGACGACAUCUGCGGUAUCUCUUACUCGGUCCGCUGGAACGCCGUCCAGAUUGCAGUCUGGAACCGAGAUGCAGAGAACGAGGCCGGCAAGGAGAAGCUGCUGAAAGUCAUCCUCGAACAGCUUUCGGAUGAGCUUGUGCCAAAGAAGGAAGACAGCUACUGGUACAAGGCGCACAAGGAGCAUAAGGGAUUCAUGGAGCAGUAG